AUGGAGGAAAAGUCAAACGGUUCUGUUGACCUAAAAAGCCCUGUGGAAAAUGGUCAGCUUCCUGACCCUGCCAACUGGGGCGUUGUUGAUGUGGUCAAUUACUUCAAAGCCACGGGAUUUGAAGAGCAGGCUACUGCUUUUCAAGAUCAGGAAAUUGAUGGAAAGUCUCUUCUCCUGAUGACACGUAACGAUGUGCUGACUGGCCUGUCCAUAAAGCUAGGACCUGCACUCAAAAUCUAUGAAUAUCAUGUAAAACCAUUGCAGACUCAACAUUUGAAGAGCAAUGCGGGAUAG
Knipowitschia caucasica is the source of this 294-nucleotide messenger RNA. NCBI's taxonomy places the organism in Eukaryota, Metazoa, Chordata, Actinopteri, Gobiiformes, Gobiidae. The record is from the annotation of a GenBank genome assembly.